This is a messenger RNA of Hyla sarda, 7269 nucleotides long. RefSeq names its product ADP ribosylation factor guanine nucleotide exchange factor 1 (gene ARFGEF1). The transcript has 39 exons. NCBI's taxonomy places the organism in Eukaryota, Metazoa, Chordata, Amphibia, Anura, Hylidae. The coding region runs from base 733 to 6282 and encodes 1849 amino acids. Gene Ontology annotation, biological process: regulation of ARF protein signal transduction. The record is from RefSeq and is a predicted model, not a curated record. Gene Ontology annotation, molecular function: guanyl-nucleotide exchange factor activity.
AAAAUGUCCUGGUCCUUAAGGGGUUAAAUUUACUUUAUCCGUUUCUUUCUUCAAUUUUUUUAACGGAAGAAAAAAUACUGUAUGUGCUGUCUUUUCUCCAGUAAAAAAAAAGAAAACGGAAAUUAGUGCAGAUGGGUGAAAACGGAUGUGAAAGGAUUGUAAAAAAAAAAAAAACAUUGACAUCAAUGGGAUUAUUUUACAACCGUUUGUAAUCCGUUUACAAGCAGCAACAGCGGAACCUAAUUGGGGAAAAAAAACUGGGACAGACUGAAUCAUCCGGUUCAUUGAAAAAAAACGGAUCAAAAGAACAAAUACUCAUGAACCGGACAUCACUAGUAGCAGUGCUGGCUCCGCUGUUGCCCCUCCGGUGACCCCCUCAGUCCCGCCCGGUAGGUCCUCCGUCCUCACCCCCUCCCCACCUUGUGCCGUCCGCGGCCCCGUCCCUCCCCCGGGUGUUGCUGCAGUGUCUGCUCUGGGCGGGUCCGUUCCUGACGUCGCUUCCUUCCAACAUGGCGAGGAGAAGAUCUGAGCUUCCCUGAGCAGCCGAGCCCCGUCACACUGACAGCCGCCGCCGGUAUCCCAGCGUCCGCCUCCUUCCCGCCGCCACACACAGGAGCUGCCUGGGCUGUGAUGGGGCGACCUCCACCUGAAGCCCCAGACGCGUUCCGACAUUAGCCGGGAUCUGACGCCAGCUCCGAGCCGGAGGAGGCGCAUUACACAGCGGAUUCCAACAUGUUCCUCACCCGGGCCCUGGAGAAGAUCCUCAGUGACAAGGAGGUGAAGAGGGCGCAUCACAGCCAGCUGCGGAAGGCGUGCGAGGUGGCGCUAGAGGAAAUAAAGUGUGAAGCAGAAAAGCAAAGUCCUCCCCAAGGAGAUGUGAAGGCCGGUUCUAGCACCCUUCCGCCGGUGAAAUCAAAGGCUACUUUUAUUGAAGCUGACAAGUACUUUUUACCCUUUGAACUUGCGUGCCAGUCCAAAUGCCCGCGGAUUGUAAGCACAUCUCUGGAUUGUUUGCAGAAACUUAUUGCAUAUGGACACUUGACUGGCAACGCACCCGAUAGCACAACACCCGGCAAGAAGUUAAUCGACCGGAUUAUCGAAACUAUAUGUGGCUGCUUCCAAGGACCCCAAACAGAUGAAGAUGUCCAAUUGCAAAUCAUAAAGGCCCUUCUCACAGCUGUUACUUCACAGCAUAUAGAGAUUCACGAAGGAACUGUACUACAAGCAGUAAGAACAUGCUACAACAUCUACCUGGCCAGCAAAAAUCUUGUCAAUCAAACCACAGCCAAGGCGACCCUGACACAGAUGCUCAAUGUAAUAUUUGCACGGAUGGAAAACCAGGCGCUCCAAGAAGCAAAACAUAUGGAGAAGGAACGACACAAACAGCAGCAUCAUCUGCAGCACUCUCCACUAAGCCACCAUGAGCUGGAAUUGCCACAGAUGAGACACAUUAUAGAGCAGACAGAUCAGCUGGCUCGGGAGCAUGACGGUGAAAUGGACCGACAUCCGAGCUAUGGAGAAAAUGUAGAACAGGAAAAUGGAUAUGAUGCUCAAACCACAGAGAAUGAGAAUCCUGAUGUGGACCAGUCUGCACACACUGAAGAUCACUCCAAACCAGAUUUGGCAAUAGGAGUAGAUGGCAGUAAUGAGUGUGAAGAAAACACCCAGGAUAUUAUUCAGAGUAUAAUACAGGAAAUGCUCAAGUCUGUAGUGGGAGGUGAUGAGACCAUCCAUAUUGAAUGUGCUGCAAGAACAUCAGAAGAUGGCAGUGAUGGGGAUGCUAUUCAUGCCAAUGGUAUACCUGGCACACCGAUAUCUAUGUCAUACACCCCCUCCCUACCAGAUGACAGGCUGUCCGUCUCCUCCAAUGACACUCAGGAAUCGGGAAAUAUGUCAGGGCCUACUCCUGGUGCUAAGUUCUCUCAUAUUUUACAAAAGGAUGCCUUCCUAGUUUUUAGGUCACUAUGUAAAUUAUCUAUGAAACCACUGUCUGAUGGACCGCCAGACCCAAAGUCCCAUGAAUUGCGUUCAAAGGUUUUAUCUUUGCAGCUGCUCUUGUCAAUACUGCAGAAUGCAGGCCCCAUCUUCAAGACCAAUGAGAUGUUCAUUAAUGCUAUUAAACAGUACCUCUGCGUUGCACUGUCUAAAAACGGUGUAUCAUCCGUCCCAGAAGUCUUUGAGCUUUCUCUCUCUAUCUUCCUGACGCUUUUAUCAAACUUCAAAUUGCACUUAAAGAUGCAGAUUGAGGUUUUCUUCAAAGAAAUAUUCCUUUAUAUUCUGGAAACAUCAACUAGUUCAUUUGAUCAUAAAUGGAUGGUUAUUCAGACAUUGACAAGAAUCUGUGCAGAUGCACAAAGUGUCGUAGAUAUUUAUGUCAAUUACGACUGUGAUUUGAACGCAGCAAACAUCUUUGAAAGAUUGGUUAAUGAUCUCUCUAAGAUUGCUCAAGGAAGAGGCAGUCAAGAACUUGGCAUGUCAAAUGUUCAGGAAUUAAGUCUAAGGAAGAAAGGCCUGGAAUGUCUGGUUUCCAUUUUGAAAUGUAUGGUAGAGUGGAGCAAAGACUUGUAUGUGAAUCCAAACUCUCAGACUACCCUUGGUCAAGAGAAACCUGUAGAACAGGAGACAAAUGAAACAAAACACCCAGAAACCAUCAAUCGAUAUGGAAGUCUGAACUCUCUGGAUUCUACCACCUCUUCAGGCAUUGGCAGCUACAGCACACAGAUGUCUGGCACCGAUAACCCUGAGCAGUUUGAAGUCUUGAAACAGCAAAAAGAAAUCAUAGAGCAAGGGAUAGAUCUAUUUAAUAAGAAACCAAAAAGAGGAAUCCAGUAUUUGCAAGAGCAAGGGAUGUUGGGUAAUACCCCAGAAGACAUUGCCCAGUUCCUGCAUCAAGAGGAGCGUUUAGAUUCAACUCAGGCUGGAGAAUUCCUAGGAGACAAUGACAAAUUUAACAAAGAAGUCAUGUAUGCCUACGUGGACCAGCAUGACUUUUUAGGAAAGGACUUUGUGUCUGCUCUCCGAAUGUUUCUGGAAGGAUUCCGCCUUCCGGGUGAAGCCCAAAAAAUUGAUCGCCUGAUGGAAAAGUUUGCUGCCCGAUACCUUGAAUGCAAUCAGGGGCAAACCUUGUUUGCUAGUGCAGACACCGCUUAUGUUUUGGCGUACUCCAUCAUUAUGCUGACAACAGAUCUUCACAGUCCUCAGGUGAAGAAUAAAAUGACAAAAGAACAGUACAUCAAAAUGAAUCGAGGUAUUAAUGACAGCAAGGACCUUCCUGAAGAGUAUCUGUCUGCCAUCUACAAUGAGAUUGCUGGGAAAAAAAUUUCCAUGAAGGAAACAAAGGAGCAUGCAAUCCCUACCAAAUCCUCCAAGCCAAGUGUUGCUAGUGAAAAGCAGAGGAGGUUACUGUACAACUUGGAAAUGGAGCAGAUGGCAAAGACCGCCAAGGCUUUGAUGGAGGCAGUGAGUCACGUCCAGGCUCCCUUCACCAGUGCCACCCACCUGGAGCAUGUCAGACCAAUGUUCAAGUUGGCAUGGACGCCGUUUCUUGCGGCAUUCAGUGUGGGCUUACAAGACUGCGAUGAUACUGAAGUGGCUUCUCUGUGUUUGGAGGGAAUCCGCUGUGCAAUAAGGAUUGCUUGCAUCUUUAGCAUCCAGCUGGAACGAGAUGCCUAUGUACAAGCCUUAGCAAGGUUUACAUUAUUAACAGUGAGCUCUGGAAUUACGGAGAUGAAACAGAAGAACAUCGAUACCAUCAAAACUCUCAUCACUGUGGCUCAUACAGAUGGAAACUACUUAGGAAGCUCAUGGCAUGAGAUUUUGAAGUGCAUUAGCCAACUUGAACUGGCACAGUUAAUUGGCACUGGAGUGAAGCCACGUUACAUCUCUGGAACAAUGAGGAACAGAGAAGGGUCAUUUACUGGAACCAAAGACCAGGCCUCAGAUGAGUUUGCCAGCUUGGGCUUAGUUGGAGGAAAUGUUGACUGGAAGCAGAUGGCAAGUAUACAGGAAUCUAUAGGCGAGACAAGUUCACAAAGUGUUGUGGUGGCUGUGGACAGAAUAUUCACUGGAUCUACAAGGCUGGAUGGAAAUGCUAUAGUGGAUUUUGUGCGCUGGCUUUGUGCAGUUUCAAUGGAUGAACUGGUGUCCCCCACACACCCACGUAUGUUUAGCUUACAGAAAAUUGUUGAGAUAUCCUACUACAACAUGGGUCGUAUUAGACUCCAGUGGUCCAGGAUAUGGGAGGUCAUUGGGGAUCAUUUUAAUAAGGUUGGUUGCAACCCAAAUGAGGAUGUUGCCAUAUUUGCAGUAGAUUCCUUAAGACAGCUUUCUAUGAAAUUCUUAGAAAAAGGGGAGCUUGCAAAUUUCCGCUUCCAGAAAGAUUUCUUAAGACCAUUUGAGCACAUUAUGAAGAAAAAUAGGUCACCAACCAUUCGGGACAUGGUUGUUCGCUGUAUUGCACAGAUGGUAAAUUCCCAAGCUGCUAACAUUCGCUCAGGCUGGAAAAACAUAUUCUCGGUUUUUCACUUGGCUGCAUCAGACCAGGAUGAAAGCAUAGUAGAGCUUGCCUUUCAGACCACUGGGCACAUAGUCACUCUCGUGUUUGAAAAACAUUUUCCUGCCACCAUUGAUUCUUUUCAAGAUGCAGUGAAAUGUCUGUCUGAGUUUGCAUGUAAUGCAGCGUUUCCAGACACCAGCAUGGAAGCCAUUCGUCUCAUCCGUCAUUGUGCUAAAUAUGUUUCUGACCGGCCACAGACGUUCAAGGAGUACACAAGUGAUGACAUGAAUGUGGCGCCUGAAGACCGUGUUUGGGUGAGAGGAUGGUUCCCCAUUCUGUUUGAGCUGUCCUGCAUCAUCAACAGAUGCAAAUUAGAUGUAAGAACCAGGGGCCUGACCGUUAUGUUUGAGGUCAUGAAGACUUAUGGACACACGUUUGAGAAACACUGGUGGCAGGAUUUAUUCAGAAUCGUCUUCAGAAUCUUUGAUAACAUGAAACUCCCAGAGCAGCAGACGGAGAAAGCAGAAUGGAUGACUACAACAUGCAAUCAUGCUCUCUAUGCAAUAUGUGAUGUCUUCACCCAGUACUUUGAAGUGCUCAGUGAUGUCUUGCUGGAUGAUAUUUUCUCCCAGCUCUACUGGUGUGUACAGCAAGAUAAUGAACAGCUCGCUCGAUCCGGAACAAAUUGCCUAGAAAAUGUUGUUAUUCUAAAUGGAGAGAAAUUCACCCUGGAAAUCUGGGACAAAACCGGCAACUGUAUGCUCGAUAUCUUCAAGACCACAAUUCCACACACGUUGUUAACAUGGAAACCAUCGGCUGGAGAGAUUGACUUGAGUGCACAGUCGGAAAAGCAGCUGGAUUCUAUAUCUCAGAAGUCGGUGGAUAUCCAUGACUCCAUCCAGCCCCGGACAGUAGACGGCAGACGCAGUACCCAGCCUGGAAUAACAAGUGUGUCCAACGAGGACUCGUACUUGAUAAGAUCCGGAGCAAAACUUCCAGAACAGAAGCUUUUUUCAGCAUUGUUAAUCAAAUGUGUGGUGCAACUUGAACUCAUUCAGACCAUCGACAAUAUUGUGUUCUUCCCAGCAACCAGUAAGAAAGAGGAUGCAGAGAAUCUGGCUGCCGCUCAGAGGGACGCUGUUCAUUUUGAUGUCCACGUAGACACUCAGGAUCAAGGCAUGUAUCGCUUCCUCACAUCUCAACAACUCUUCAAACUCCUCGACUGUCUCCUUGAAUCUCACAGAUUUGCAAAAGCUUUUAACUCCAAUAAUGAGCAGAGGACCGCUCUGUGGAAGGCAGGCUUCAAGGGCAAAUCAAAGCCAAAUCUCCUGAAACAGGAGACAAGUAGCCUCGCCUGUGGUCUGCGGAUCCUAUUCCGCAUGUACAUGGAUGAGAGCCGCAAGAGUGCUUGGGAUGAGGUUCAGCAACGGUUGCUCAAUGUUUGCAGUGAAGCUUUGAGUUAUUUUUUGACCCUGACGUCUGAAAGUCACCGAGAAGCCUGGACUAAUCUUCUGCUACUGUUCCUGACAAAGGUCCUGAAGAUCAGUGAUGAACGGUUUAAAGCCCACGCCUCUUUUUAUUAUCCCCUGCUAUGUGAAACCAUCCAGUUUGACCUGAUCCCAGAACUACGUGCUAUCCUCAGAAGAUUUUUCCACCGAAUCGGGCUUGUUUUUAAAAUCUCUCUACCCCCAGAUCUGGAUCAUGAGAGAUCAGGACAAAGUGCGGAGACUACUGAUUUGAAGUCCACAGAGGAGAUCCAAAGGCCUUCUUCUCAAGAUAACCUCUGAAUUAGAAUGGUUUUCUAUUGCGGUUUUAAUGGUACAACGGCUUAAGAGGACGAGGUCACUUCAUUACACUCCAGACUUGUCUUGUGGUGAACACCGUCUCUGUACAGGUUCUUCUUUUUUUCUUUCUUUCUUUUUUUUUUUUCCCAGCACAAAGCUGGAUUGUCUCUUUCCAGACCCUUAUUGCUGUACAAUACAGCAGGUCCGGGGAUUGUACAACUUGUAUACAACGUAUAAAAAUAACUUUAGAAUUCCAAGGCCUACAAGUUGUUCCUCAGCUGCAUAAGCGAUUAAAAUGGCAAAGUUCACUUUCAGGCGGAAGGAUUAACCCUUUUACUGCCGUGAAGGUUGAAGGAAUCUGACGUGGCUAUUUUAUGUUGCACUCUGUUUAUCAAUGAACUUUUCAACAUCUAUGGGGUAAAAUGUACAGACGUGCAGGUCUGUAAGAUAAAACCGUAAAACACUAUAUGCCGAUCUUCCUGCAAUAUUUGAUUUUUUCCUAAUUUUCUCACUGAUUUGCUGCAGAUUCCCAUUAUUUUAUCAUUUAUGGAAUGCACUAGGUUUUUUUGAAAUUUAAAAAAUAAAAUUAAAAAAAAAAGAAUAUUUUUUUAGUUUUCUGUAAUAUUCUCUUUUAGCCCUGACUUUACUGCUGCUGACUUUUCAGCUGACAAUGUCGCAUUUGAAUUACCUGUAAAAUAAUAACGGGGCUUUGAAUAAAAUCAAGAGCAAUUCCUCCAGUGACCUGGAACUUGAAUCAUUGUAGCAAGUCUAGGUAGUGUCUGCUGUUAUAAUUAUAUUCCUUUGUUUGAUGUAGAUUUCACUCUGUACAGAAAUUAUUGUUAAAUAUAUAAAAGUAACAAAUUUGGCUGGGUUUGGCCUGUGGGAAAAUUAUUUAAAAAAAAAAAAAAAAAAUUCCGGGAACUAUAUCACUACUGUGAAUUGUGCUUCAAUGGUAACAAAACAAGAAACAGAUUAAAGUGUCGAGCAUUC